CUUUUCCACUCACAUUUUCUUCGUUCUCACACAAAUUGUGUUGGUUUUUUCACAUCUCAUGAGAGGAGUAAAACAACCUAUAAACCAUAACCAUCACAUAUUAUCAAAGAUUCAUCAAUCCAAUUGUACCAUAAUCACCUUCAGUUGUAAUGGAAUCUCCACCUUAUUAUCCACCCCCUCUACCUGCUCACUCGGACUCUUCUCGACCUACUUUAGGCUUCCCUCUCGGUACCGCUUUGCUAUUAAUAGUGAUUUUCAGCCUCAGCGGCAUAUUCUCUUGUUGUUAUCAUUGGGACAAGCUUCGUCACCUUCGUGGUUCGUUUCCAGAUGUAGACGAAGACGAUCACUCGUCACCUUCCAAGCCUAAACCAACUUAUUCGGAAAAGAUGAAAAAAGAGAAUGAGAGUUUGCCGGUAGUGAUGCCAGGAGAUAAGAUCGCAAGGUUCAUAGCAUUGCCGUGUCCGUGUGAACCGCCGACACAAGAAAAGGUCGUUAUACAAGAAACUCAAAAGACCCCAAAGCCACCACAUGUUAGUGUCACACUUUGUUAAACUACUACUAUACUAGUAGUAGUAAUUUAUAUUAAUAUAUUUGUACAUACAAAUGUUUAUAGAUUUAUAUAUAUAGUAUUUGUUUGACUUAAAUUUAUAUAUUUUAAUCAAACAUUUUGAUUCUUCUUCUA
Molecule: messenger RNA, 682 nt
Organism: Erigeron canadensis
Lineage: Eukaryota; Viridiplantae; Streptophyta; Magnoliopsida; Asterales; Asteraceae
Exons: 2
Coding region: 150-551 (133 amino acids)
Source: RefSeq, a predicted model, not a curated record